Messenger RNA from Anas platyrhynchos (mallard), 716 nucleotides. The record is from RefSeq and is a predicted model, not a curated record. NCBI's taxonomy places the organism in Eukaryota, Metazoa, Chordata, Aves, Anseriformes, Anatidae.
AAAUCCGUUUCAACCCUGGUGGCCGGAACUUUGGCUGCGGCCGCCCCGGAAGGUGGGGGCAUGGCGGCGGCGGCGGCGGCGAGAGCGGCGGCGGCUCUGGAGCUGGAGGUGGCCGUGCCCCGGGACGUCAUCCUCUUCCGCCACGAGCGCGGGCCCUUCUUCCGCCUGGUGGGGCUUUUCUGCGUGGGGCAGGGCUGUUUUUGGGCCGCUUUGGCCCAUUUUGCCUUCACUGCGCUGCGGCCCGCUCCUGCUCCCGCUCCCGGUUCUGCUCCCGGUGCCGAUGACCCCCUCCGCCCCCGGGACCACAAGUGGCGCCUGGGUUUCACCGCCUCCUGCCUCACCCUCGGCUCGCUGAUCGUGGCGGCGGGCUGCGUCUUCCCCCUGCGCGCCGUGCGGCGGGUGACGCUGCUGCGGGGGGGGGCGACCGUGGCCAUCAGCACCCACGGGCCCCUGGGGCUGGGCCGCGGGCCCUCCUUCACCGUGCCCCUGCGCCACGUCUCGUGCCGAGCCCACCGCUCCGAGGUGCCUGCCAUGAUCCCCCUGAAGGUGAAGGGGCGCCCCUUUUUCUUCCUGCUGGACAAGCGGGGCCAGCUCUACAACGCUCGUCUCUUUGACAUCACCGUUGGUGCUUACCGCAAGCUCUAGAAAACUGGGGGGCUCCGGGUGUCCCCUUGUUCGCUCUGUCAUCUCCCAAUAAACCCCGAGCCACCUCUUUU